This is a messenger RNA of Ogataea polymorpha, 2660 nucleotides long. RefSeq lists its product as uncharacterized. The coding region runs from base 1 to 783 and encodes 260 amino acids. The transcript has a single exon. The record is from RefSeq and is a predicted model, not a curated record. Lineage: Eukaryota; Fungi; Ascomycota; Pichiomycetes; Pichiales; Pichiaceae.
AUGGGCCAGAAGUCUUCCCCUGGUAUCCUCUUUGAUCCCGUGGAGCAUCUGGCUUUUUCAAAGUCGAAAAUCUGCCGCCCGACAAAUGUGCACAGCUUUCAUUUGGAUCCCACGCUAAACUCCCUGGAACUUGUUGGCGAAGGCUCAUUUCCACUGUUUUCUCGCAAAUGUGUGGAUCUUUUGCGUCAGGAGGUUGAGCAGUAUUCUCAGGUUGUGCUUGACAAGGAAACUGAAAACGCUUUCACUUCUCCCAAACUAAGAGACUGCGAACAACUUCUUCCAUUCGUGUACCAGGCCUGGACCCAUCCUGCCACUGUCCGUGCGAUUAGUGUGAUUUCGGGAUUCGAGAUGAGACUGUGUCUUGACUACGAAAUAGCGCAUUUUUGUCGUUCUCGCAAUUCCAGCCAGGUUCUGGUCCGUCAAAAAAGCGUGGCAUACCCUUACGUUUGUGUCAUGGGCUUGAAUUCCGCAGAUAUGCAGUCAUCGGGGUAUGCCACCGUGCUCAAGGGAAGGCUUUCAGAAAACCUGGCAACAAAACAGCUCCAGGAAAAAGACUCCCUAACGGUGGUGCUGUGUGCAACGUUGCAACCAGAAAAUGUUAUAUGCUACGAAGACGCAAUUUUCUUGGAAAAAUGCUCGCUUCCCCAGGCGCAAAAGCUCAUCAGUGACAAGGAAAUGGUGCCUGUGUCGAAUUAUGCCGACUUCAAAGAUUUCGGAGUCUAUCAGUCCUGGCUCAACGACUAUUAUGAUAAAGAAAACCACGCAAACAGCAUUAAUAAAUAAAUUAGUAUUGAUAUCCAUCGUCCAGUCCGUAGUUGAAUUCAUUCAGAGCUACGUUUCCUUCAAUACCAAAAGGCCUUUGAUCGCUGAUUAUUUGCCAUAGCUCAUCGAAAUCAUCGACUAUCGGGCUAUUGAGCGACUCGUUUAGGUCCAGCUCCGAGUAUUUCUGUUCCUGAAAGAGAGGGAACUCCAAUUCAGUAGGCUUAUCGAGGACGUUGAUGCCUCCAAUGCGGUAAUUUUUUGUCUUGUUGUUGGUCUCUUUCUUCGACAUUUGCUCCAUUGUUUUGUUCAGCACGCGUUCGUAAGCGUCGCGCAAAAACGAUUUCGUGAAAGGCAUCCGCUCCCCAACGACAAAUAGCGCGGUAGAGCACGAUUGCAAACAGGUCGAGAUUUCGACCGUCCAUUCCAGACGCCCUGUAAGAAGACAGUAUAUCAAAGUCAUUGCGCUCACAAAUAAAGUGUGUAUAGCGAUGAAGCUGUGGCAGUACCAGUCUAGCUGUAUAAGACGUUUUGCAAGCAAGCAUAUAGUACCGCAUGACUUGACGCACUGGUCGACAAAGAACUGUGCCUCGGGUGAGCUUGAGACUUCGAUAUCUUUCGAAAUUAGAGGAACAAGCAGUAUCCGUAUAGUCUUGUGGUACAGGAGCGUCAUGAACAACUGGUUGUGCUCUUCAUCAAAAGCGGGCAGGUCGUUCUUCCAUUGCUGCACUCUCUCGUACAUCACUCCGAUAUCUUUCAAUAAUGUCACAAUGUCCCGUUCCUGGUCAACCCGGUAGAUGCUGUGCUGGAUAACAGAGUCUAUUCGCCGCAGCUUGAUGAGAUUGAUGCCAACCGUCAUGUCGGUGAUGACAGUCGAGCCCAUUUUUUCUGGGUGUUUGUUGAUGAUGUCGUCCAGCUCAUGACAGUCUGUCACAGAGUCAUCUAUAUUGUAUGGUAAUUCCGCAUCGAUGUCGUAGUCGGAGAGACACAUUGGUCGUCCAAAGUGCAUGCAAAUGCUUCUCUCCAUCACAUAGGCGCUCCAAAAGACACGACGGCGCAUCACAGACUCGUGCAGCUCUUCAAUAGGAACAGGCCCGGUCUCACGACGGUGCAAAUUCAAGUCCACACAGAGACGUAUAAUAAGACCACACAGAUGCCAUAUCUGGUGACUGCGCGAGGAGCGGAGCAUGAAAUAUGCGACCAGAAUCAAACACCUCACCGCGUCGAUAUCCACAACGGCGCAAAUUCGGUCCAGAUCCUGUGAAGCAUCCGCAUAUAUGUCGUCAGCAUUAUAGUAGGUAAAACCUUCUAGCGUGUCUGCCUUGAUCAUCUGGGUGACGCGCAAACCAAUGGCGUAUAUCAUAAGCAGGGCAAACCUAUUGACCGCGUCCUGUCUGGUUUCUGGUUUCUGUAACAGUUCUUUUCUAUUCCGGUGUAAUUGGUAAGCAUGAUCUCUGUGAAGAAAAGGAAAGCGAGAAAACAUUAGUUUCAUGCAUGACUCAAUGAGACGUUUGCCCAUUUCGUCGUCUUCAAUCAAGCGCGUGUAAUCUGGCGGGCCUGUGUUGGAAGGCGGAGUUUCCAAAGCUUCUGGCACAAAUUUAUCCUGAUGUUCGUUCAAAGGAGAGCCAUCAAGGGCUCUGCGGAAUAUAAAUGACAGAUUGGGGCCAAAAGAGGACUUUUCCGGGGGUUCUUUGAUGCGAGGAGGAUUAGACGCCAACUUGAGAGCCGUGUCUGCGGUUUCUGAGUGAGACUUCGACUCUAGAUACUUGAUCUUAGCCUCCAACUGCGCGAUGUAUUUCGCCGUCUGCUCUUCGUGGUGCAAUAUGGAACACUCCAAGCCAGCCUUGCGACACACCGUACAACCUUUCACGUCAGGAAUUCCGUCACAUUUCCGCUUGGAA